GUCAAUGCGGUAUUGACAAGCACCACUGGACAGUGACAUGUCAGCACCAUCAAUUGGUCUGUAAGGGAUUGCAAGCCAAAUAACUGCAACACAAUGGAGGAUUCUGAAACCAUUUAUGAAGAUGUUGAUUAUGAAUAUAGGGAUUAUAGCAAUUACACCUAUGACAAUUCUACUCACGAGGAAGUAGCUUUCAAAACCCACAAGACAUGCUUCACAGAGGUUUCAUGCAUCUCCCUCCUGGUGGUCAAUGUAGUCAUCUUCCUGCUGGGGGUUUGUGGGAAUGGGGUGGUCAUCUGGAUCGCUGGUCUCAAGAUGAAGAAGACGGUCAACACCACCUGGUACCUCAGCCUAGCCGUCUCCGACUUCAUAUUCUGUACCUUUCUCCCCUUCAACAUCAUCAACACAGUGACAAAGGACUGGAUCUUUGGGCUCUUCAUGUGCAAGUUCACCUCUUUCGUGAUGUUCCUCAACAUGUUCUGCAGCAUCUUUCUCCUAGUCGUCAUCAGUAUUGACCGCUGUGUGUCAGUGAUGUUUCCAGUGUGGGCUCAGAACAACCGCACCAUGGGUAAGGCCUCUGUGGUGGUGGUUCUGGCCUGGGUUGCCUCUGUCGCCCUCAGCAUCCCCUCCAUGGUGUUCAGAGACGUCAAGACCCAUUUAGGGACGAGCAUGUGUUUCAAUAACUACACAGACCAACACAGCCACAAGACGAUCGCAGUGAGUCGAUUCAUUGGUGGGUUUGUGCUGCCAUUCCUCAUCAUCAUCUUUUGUUAUUCUGUCAUCAUCCUGCGACUGAGAACUAACCGAAUGAUGAGCAAGUCCUCCAAGCCCUUCAAAGUUAUGACUGCCCUGAUAGCCACAUUCUUCAUCUGCUGGCUGCCCUACCAUGUCUUUGUACUGCUUGAGCUGAACCACCAAAGCUACGACCUGCACAUUAUAAGAGCUGGACUUACGGUGGGCACUACGGUAGCCACAGCCAACAGUUUCCUCAACCCAAUGCUGUAUGUUUUCAUGGGCAAUGACUUCCUGCACAAACUCAAGAGCUCUAUACUGUCUAAGAUGGCGAAUGCCAUCGGAGAGGAGGCCCGCACCACCAGCCGCUACCUCUCAAGGUCCAGCUCCAUGGAGGGCAGCCGCAGAACCUCCACACACAUCUAAAACUCUAUGAGGAUGGUGUGGUGUCGAGACAACGAUGCUGAUAUGCUGUGAUGACAAGAAAUCCGCUGACACU
Molecule: messenger RNA, 1228 nt
Organism: Coregonus clupeaformis (lake whitefish)
Lineage: Eukaryota; Metazoa; Chordata; Actinopteri; Salmoniformes; Salmonidae
Product: chemokine-like receptor 1
Exons: 2
Coding region: 94-1155 (353 amino acids)
Biological process (GO): complement receptor mediated signaling pathway; phospholipase C-activating G protein-coupled receptor signaling pathway; positive regulation of macrophage chemotaxis
Cellular component (GO): plasma membrane
Molecular function (GO): G protein-coupled receptor activity; complement receptor activity
Source: RefSeq, a predicted model, not a curated record